Messenger RNA from Dreissena polymorpha, 1999 nucleotides. RefSeq lists its product as uncharacterized. The record is from RefSeq and is a predicted model, not a curated record. The transcript has 2 exons. Lineage: Eukaryota; Metazoa; Mollusca; Bivalvia; Myida; Dreissenidae. The coding region runs from base 383 to 1111 and encodes 242 amino acids. Gene Ontology annotation, molecular function: protein binding.
GUUAUUGACUAACAGAAAAAAAAAGUUUGUUGUCUGCUUGAAAUUCAAAUUUCCCUGUUAAUGCUAAGCACCGCCCACUAGAAAGGUUAUGAACUUCUCUCAGCCAAUAGCUAGCGAAUGACUCAAAUCAAGUUUACAUGUAAAUACAGAUGCAAUGCUAUUCCAAAUGGCUGUCUGCUCAAACACGUGUUUCUAUUAAUAAACACUCUGAUGUUAGCAGUGAAUCACUAGCAGAUAAACCCAGCCUACUAGUUAAUGCAGGUUAACAUUUUACCACCGCAAAAUCAAGCAGUUUAGAUCCGGCUUUUAAGUAACGACGACCAGAAGUUUUUGACGGUGUAUUGUUAGAAGCUCGUUAACAGUUGCACGUCCAACAAUAACAAUGUGGAUUUUUCUCGCGUUAGCCGUCAUGUUUGGGACAUCUUUUUCACUGGAACCAUUUUGCCCUGUCUGUUCCGAGUGUGAGCACGAAGAAAAAGUUCUGGAAAGAGCUCUGAGCAAUGUUUUAGCUUUUAAAGACACAUUGGACAACAUAACUGCAACACGUUCAAUGGUUGAAGAAAAUUUGAAAAUGGUUCACGACGAGCGCGUUCAGCUCCGAAAUGCUAUGGCAGCACUGGAAGUAAAAAAGAGGGAAUUCGAAACGAAAAUGCAGACACUGGUGGAUCAAACGAGGUUUGAACUCAAUGCUAUGAAAGUUAAGAACAUCGUUCCUGUUGUUUUGUUCCACGCUCGGCUUAAUGUGGGCGACAUUAGCUACAAUGAGAACGACAGGAUACCGUACAGAGACGUUGUGGUCAACGAAGGUGGUGGCUAUGACCAAUACACUGGAAUCUUCACGGCAUCUGUAGGUGGGGUGUACAUGUUCACGGUGCAAAGCUGUAAUGCCAAAAACAAAUGGGCUAGCUUUGAAAUUGUGCAUGGCGGAAGACCGUUACAAAGAUCUAACAUCUGGGAUAAAGAGAACAGAAUCUGUUCGAGCAUGCAGUCCUUCGCUAAGGUUGCAAUCGGAGAAAAGAUCUGGGUGCGGUCUACAUGGGAUAAUAUUGUCGUCUACAGCGACACGAAGUAUUUCUGGAACACAUUUUCUGGGUUAUUGAUUCACAUAUAAACGAAACGAAUCAAGGUUGACACGCCUAAAUAUGCGAAGCGUCAGAACAUUUUGUGAGGUGUGUUAAUAAUAUAAAUAAUUGCGUACAAGUAUCCAGUGGUGUUUUUUUUAUUAUACAAUAUUAGCAUAUUAGUAUUUCAAUCGUAUCCAAAAAUGUUUAGUUAUCUUUAAGCGUCGAGUAGAAGUAGGUCUAUCUAUCUUGUUUCCUCUAUUUAUCUGUAUGUACGUUCGUCCGUUUGUCAUUUCGUUCGUCCGUCCGUCUGUUUUUCAGCCAUUAAUCUAUUGCUCUAUCGAUUGAUAAUAUUAUGUUAAUUUAUAAGCUUUUAUGUAACCAAAGCCAUUUCUGUAUUGUGUGCACUAGUUAUCCUGCUGGUAAUAAUUAUUGUUUAUGUUUUAUAAUCAAGAUAUAUAGAAAAUGCGUAUCAAGAGUCUAGUAUUUCAUAACGUACAGGCCAUGAUAAUUUUUCAAUUACAAAGUUGAAGACUAGACGGCAAAACAUAUAUCGGAUAUAUGCAAACAUUGUUAAGUGAAUAUCAGGUCUAAUUGUAUAACUAUACCGUACUAUGACAAGUAACCAAAAAACGUUGAUAUAGUUUUAAUUUGGAUAUGAAUUAUUGGGGUAUACAAAGAAGAAAUGUAGUUGUCGUGUUUCUUAUUCUUAUUGAAACCAGUAGGUAUUGGGGACAAAAAUUUCACAAGUUCACGUGCCGUCAUAGAAUAUAUGAUAUGAUACAUCAAUGUUAAUUAUAUAACAUGAAACACGCAAUUUCCAAUUGCGACAAUUUACUUGCAUACUUGUAUACUCAUAAUUAUACAUAUAACUAUUAUAUUUAUACUUAUGUUAAUGGACUGUUCAGUCUUGCCGAUAUAGUAAUGGGUUUCCAGUC